AAUACAAAGCAUUUGUGGAAUAUAAAGAAAAAACAUUCUUUAUAACAAUCUCCCGAUAAUUAACACCACAAGGACUGUGGGGAGAAGGGUGGAUCGGUCAGAACCGCAUUUGGGAUGUUGUAGUGAAGGGUGCAGAGCGAGAGGAGAGGCGCUUUAAGCUGAAGAUGCAGGUGUCAGCAUGGCUGCUGUGGGUGGCAUGGCUGUGUACCUGGACCGAGGCGGCAUGCCAGUGCCAAUGCCAGUGUGCAUGCCCACCUGAGGAGCAGUUGGCACAGAGAUCAGAGAGGUCAGAGGGGAGAGGGCACCUUCGCCAUCGCCUGACGCAUCAGCGGGCGUCACACAGGGACAGGGCCCAUCGCAGAAAAGGUUCCAGGCCCGUUUCAGAUAGUGGUCGUCUGCCCCGUAUCAUCCACCAUCCCUCUGAUGUGGUUGUCCGGGUGGGCAGUCCGGCCACGCUAUCCUGCAGGGCAGAGGGCGACCCUAAGCCCACCAUCCAGUGGCUCAGAAAUGGCCAACCUCUUGAUACGGACAAGAUGGAUGUGCAGUCACAGCCUGUCGUUUUACCAGAAGGAAGUUUGUUCUUCUUCAGCAUCAUCCCUGGCCGAAAGAGUCAGUCCCAUGAAGCGUUAUACGCCUGCGUGGCUCGCAACAGCGCUGGGGUCGCGACUAGCAGAAAUGCCUCUCUUCAUAUAGCAGUUCUGCGUGAAGAGUUCCGUGUGCAGCCCAGUGACGUGGAAGUGGCGGUUGGUGAGGUGGCUGUGAUUGGGAAAUUUCUUAUAAUUUACAAUCUUAAUCUUGUAUUAAAAAUUGCAUUUGCCAGAUAUUUAAUCAACCCUGACCACAGUCUGCAAAUCCACUAUGUGACGGCGCAGGACACGGGCAGGUACACCUGCACUGCGGAAAAUAAGCUUGGGGUGUCUGUGGCCAGUGCGCAGCUUCUUGUAGAGGAUGCAGGAAGCACCAGACUGAGAGACUUACACAAGGAGCUGUCUGCCUUACGUGUGAGCCUGGAGAACGUCACAGUUAUGAGUACCGCCUCCAACAUGUCUCAAGUUAUGUGGAGGUUGCAGUCGUCUAUGUCACAGCCUCAUUAUUUUGAAGGCUUUGAGGUGCUGUAUCGCUCUCUCCUGCCAGCCAUCUCAGACUGGACAGCUCAAAGGGUUCCUCAGCUUGGCCUUCACACACAUGUGGGACCUCUGAAGAGAGGCUACAAGUACGAGUUCAAAGUCCGACCCUACGGCAGCAGCCUGUAUGGCAGGGAAAGCAACACCAGACACGUACGAGUGCCAGAAAUAGUCCCCAGUGCACCACCUCAGGAUGUGUCCAUAACAAUGCCCACUGACCGUAACGACACGGUGCACCUCAGCUGGGAGCCUCCACCUCAUGACGCUCACAAUGGAAACAUUCAGGGAUAUCAGGUGUGGUGUGUGGAGUCUGAGGAACAGAAGUCUUUUAACUGGACAGUGGACAGUGGAACACACAGUAUUGAGAUCAGCACACUGCAGCCUGGCAAGCUGUUUUGGGUAACAGUGGCUGCCAUUAACGGGGCGGGAGUGGGGGUCCAGAGCGAUCCAUACAAACUGCUCAUAGAGUCGAGGCAGGAGGCAACACCUUAUCAGACUGGCAUACUCAGUAUGUCUCAUUUCCUUGCUGUGAUUAAAGAGCCGGUAUUCAUUGGGAGUGUUGGCACCCUCCUGUGGUGUGUUUUGAUGAUUACUACCGUGUUUUUGUACAGGAGACAUGUCAGACCCACCAACCUGGGAGGCAAACGCUCUGGCUUAUAUAGACUGGAAAGUGAAGAUCUCAUCAUCAAACACAGAAUGGCGGCACCAGACUCUCCAUGGAUCUCUGGAGGCUGGAGGCCAGAUUCCAGCAGUGAGACCAAGCAGGGCCUUUGGACCCCGAGUCAAGAGAACUCUGACUUCCGGAGGACCACUCUGCCCAUUAUGGCUAAAAAGGACCCCAACCCUCUGCGGUCAGCUGUCCCGAUUGUACCAGACAAUUGUGGCGUCUAUGGCACCUUUUAUGUGGAUCUAACCGGCAACGUACUGAAGACGUUUAAUAGUCCAGGUCGCUGUCCCAGAAUGCCCCACGUCAAAUCUCAGCUGCAUAACUCCGAAACCGUUUGGAUCACUGAACCAAUCGUCAAAACUGCCGUUGUGAGGGAAGUGCAGGCAUUGCCAUGGAAACGUGCCCUCCCUGCCCAGCCCAACAUGGGAGUUCUGAAGGAAUCAUGGGAGAAAAAUUACAAGCGUGAGCUGCAUGCUGUAAAAAGUGCCCCACUAAUGCCCGUGAGUAAACAAGCACUGGCAGUGUGCAGUGCAUCGAGUAAACGUCAGCAAAGAUUCAGUCAGCACCCUGCAGGUGGUGUAUCAGAGCCUGUGAAGCCGCCGAGUUCUCCACGUAUCCUGCACUACUCUGCCUCUCUGCAACUGGUGGACAUGUUACCCAGCCCUCCACCUCUUCCUAUGGAGGACAACCACAGCCUCAGCUCAGAGGACGAGUCUACCAGAUCCACCAAAUUGACAGUUGACAUCGGCUCUCUGCAGUCUGUGUGUGCUGCCUCUGGGCUCCAGGGUCCCGCUACGGCCACUACGGGCUGUCCAACCCACCACAGUCCAGCCCAGCCAAGCCCGACCUACAGCCACCUGUCCACAGCCUCCUUCUGUCUUUCCAAUGGUGACUACCAGGACACCACUCUAAGUACUCAGGGCCACACUCAAUGCAUGGAGAUGAGCCCCAAACCACAGGGGCAAAGUACGUCCCAUCAAAGUUCUCCUUCAAUGCCCCGUCCGUUCUCUCCCACGCCCACGUUCAGUUACAUCUGUGGGCCUGUGGAACGGGAGAUGGAUGACGAGCAGGAGUCUCAGCCGAUCGGCCUCAGGAGAGCCACCCUGAGGAGCAUGCCCUCGUCUUGCUGCAGCGAAUGGGAGGGUUCAUUGUGGAACGGCUGGGGUUCGGUGUCAGAGAGCAACGUGACAAGCGCUCGAACGAGUAUCAUCAGCUCCUCUGACUGCUCGUUCAUAAAUGAUGCAAACUUUGCCCGCGUCCUGGCUAUGACAGCCGAGUCCAUGAGCGGUACUUUAUCAGAUUUCUCCCCGCCUGCAUCCCCCCUGAGUGUUCUAUUCCCCCCUCGAGAGUGUUUUGGAGAGGUGGAGCCGCUGCCCGUGUGGGACUGGAGCACUGCGUGGGUGGAGGAGUUGGAGGCCCAGUUUAAAGCCUCCAGCGAGGCCAGAAGAACUGCCACAUCUAGCCGACACUCAGGCAUUGAGCGUUGGAGAGGACAUCUGGAAACCCCCUCGCACUGAUGAUCGACUUGCACAUGCCUAGGGAUCGUUUAUGAACUACAUUUCCCUGCAUUCCUCAGGGCAACCCCCAUUUCUUGUAGUUUUGAUGGGCUUUGGUAUGUAGCAAGGUCAAAUAUAAGAACACACUGCCGCAAGGUACAGUAGGUGCAGUUUAUAUGCCACUUUCCAUAAGGACAGUUGAGUUGUACCACACCAUAAUAAAGACUAUUGUAUAGGAUGUUCAUAUUGGCAUUCAAAGAAAUGUAAAUAAACCAAUUUUAUUUAAUAAUACUCCACAUACAAUUUUAUAAAAUCAUGUACGCUUUUAUACGACAGAGUUAUCUAAAAUAC
This is a messenger RNA of Sinocyclocheilus grahami, 3638 nucleotides long. Its product is annotated as roundabout homolog 4-like. NCBI's taxonomy places the organism in Eukaryota, Metazoa, Chordata, Actinopteri, Cypriniformes, Cyprinidae. Gene Ontology annotation, molecular function: protein binding. The record is from RefSeq and is a predicted model, not a curated record. The coding region runs from base 165 to 3308 and encodes 1047 amino acids. Gene Ontology annotation, biological process: cell-cell adhesion. The transcript is spliced from 16 exons.